ACGAGUUCUACGGCACUUAUCUGAGAGCACCGAGACGAUCAACAUGUCUGCCAUCCGACUCUCGAAGGUUCUUUUCUCGCGCGUUUCACAGGCGGCCCGAUUUCCGCAACAAUUCGCUGCGCCCACGAUCAGGUGCUACUCUUGUGAGACGAACAAUUUCGAGCACAUCAAGACCGAGACUACGGGCGAGAAGAAAAAUGUGGGCCUCAUCACGUUGAACAGGCCCAAGGCCUUGAAUGCUCUGUGCAAGGGAUUGAUGGACGAAUUGGAUCACGCCUUGAAGCAUUUCGACGCGAACCCGGCUAUCGGCGCUAUCGUUCUCACCGGGAACGAGAAAGCAUUUGCUGCUGGUGCGGACAUCAAGGAGAUGAUGAACAACACGUACACGAUCAAUGAAAAGAACAAUUUCCUGCAAAACUGGGAAAACAUUUCCAAGAUAAAGAAGCCCAUCAUCGCCGCUGUGAACGGUUACGCUUUGGGCGGAGGCUGCGAACUAGCAUUGACAUGUGACAUCAUUUACGCCGGCGACAAGGCCAGAUUCGGCCAGCCGGAGAUCGCCAUCGGCACGAUGCCCGGAGGUGGCGGCAGCCAGCGGCUGCCCAGAUUCAUCGGCAAGAGUAAAAGCAUGGAGUUAGUGCUCAGCGGCAAUCCGAUCACCGCCGAGGAAGCCGAGAGGAGCGGCUUGGUCAGCAGGGUCUUCCCGGCCGACAAGCUGGUCGCGGAGGCGGUGAAAUUAGGCGAGAAAAUCUCAUCUCACUCACCGAUCAUCGUCAGCUUGGCCAAAAAGGCCGUCAAUGCCGCGUAUGAAACUAGUUUGCAGCAUGGCCUCAACUACGAGAAACAGCUGUUUUACGGCACAUUCGCCACGGCGGACCAGAAGGAGGGAAUGGCUGCUUUCACGGAGAAACGUCCGCCAAAAUUCACGAACGAAUGAAAAGUUCAUCGUUUGUCGCUAUUACGGACGGGGCGCGAAAGGGGAAGUGCGAAAUUGAUUACAAGGCAUUCGAGGAUUCGCCGGAAAUAUGUUUCCGAAAAAGAAAUAUUUUUAUACUGAUAUAUCUUUUUAGAUGAAAUCGUGCACGAGAUGCUGCCAUUUGUUACAUUUGUUAUAAGAUUGCUUUGAAUAAACUUUUACGAGAAAAAACAAA
Dinoponera quadriceps is the source of this 1148-nucleotide messenger RNA. RefSeq names its product enoyl-CoA hydratase, mitochondrial (gene Echs1). NCBI's taxonomy places the organism in Eukaryota, Metazoa, Arthropoda, Insecta, Hymenoptera, Formicidae. Gene Ontology annotation, cellular component: mitochondrion. Gene Ontology annotation, molecular function: enoyl-CoA hydratase activity. The transcript is spliced from 7 exons. Bases 44 to 934 code for a protein of 296 amino acids. The record is from RefSeq and is a predicted model, not a curated record. Gene Ontology annotation, biological process: fatty acid beta-oxidation.